AUGGGUCAUGAUGUGGAAAUACCAGCAAAGGGGAAUUUGGCAGUGCAGAUUGAUGAAAUGGAUGAGAAUUUAGCACACAAUGAUGAAAUGGGGGGGAAUUUGGCAGUAGUGACUCAGUCAGUCAUGGGAGCGACAAACAAUUAUGUUGACAUCCCAUUUACAAAUGAAAAUGAUGAUGUGGAAUUUUAUGAUGAGGACGAGAUUAAUGAGAUGCAUUAUGAUGAUGAACCUCCAACAAAUAAGGCUUCUUCAGAUGAUGGUGAACAUAUUAUGCCUUCCCCAAUGUUCAAACAAUUGAAUUGGGAUGCAAUAAAUAGCAUGACUGCUGAGCCUCUCACACCACGUACUGGAUUGUGGAAUGAAUCCAAUGAGUUGUUUAAAGGAUUGAGAUUUGAGAGUAAAGAAGACUUGCAAUAUGCUGUAAAACGUUAUGCAAUAUGUCGGAAUCAAUAUUUGGUGGUUUGUGAAUCAGAACCACAUUUGUGGGCAGUGAGAUGUAAGAAGUGGCAGGAAGGAUGUAAUUGGAGGCUUCGUGCAUGUCGUCGUAAAAGCCAUGGAAUGUUUGAGAUAACCAAGUACGCAGGUCCUCAUACUUGUGUUUACCCUAAAUUAUCACAAGACCACUCUCAAUUGGACUCUACAUUGAUUGCAAGAGAGAUCCAAAAUGUAGUUCAGAGGGAUCACACUACCUCUAUUGCUACAUUACACCAGAUAGUGAAGGAUAAAUUUGGAGAUGAUGUCCAUUAUAGGAGAAUUUGGGAAGCUAAGAGAAAAGCAAUGCUUAGAGUUUUUGGUGAUUGGGAUGAAUCUUAUCAAGCAUUGCCGAAGUGGAUGAACAUCCUUCAGCUAACUAAUCCUGGAACAAAGAUUGUUUGGAAGACAAUACUUUUAAGAGGGAUUUCUGGGAACAUGCGGUUUAUGCCUGUUUUUUGGGCAUUUGGGGCAAGUGUUGAAGGGUUCAAGCAUUGCAGACCAAUUAUACAAAUUGAUGGUACAUUCCUAUAUGGAAAAUACAUGGGGAAGCUUUUAAUUGCCACUUCAAUUGAUGGAAAUGGUCAUGUAUUCCCCCUUGCAUUUGCAAUUGUUGAGGAAGAAUCACAGGAUAGUUGGUCUUGGUUUCUUAUUGCAUUGAGGCAUCACGUCACUCAAAGAGAAGGGAUAUGCUUAAUUUCAGAUCGCCAUGCAGGAAUAAAUGCUGCUGUUAGAAAUCCAUCAGUUGGAUGGAGCCCCCCUCAUGUGCAACAUCAAUACUGUCUUAGGCAUGUAGUGAGCAAUUUUAAUGACAAAUUUAAGAAUAAGGUCUUAAAAGAGUUGGCGUAUAGAGCUGGAUGUCAACAUCAACCGCGGAAGUAUGAGAGAUACAUGGAGGAGUUAAAACGAUUGGAUGAAAAAAGUGUGGCUUGGUUUUCAAAGUUAGACACUCAAAAGUGGACUCAAGCAUAUGAUCUAGGAUAUCGGUAUGAGUGGUUGACCACAAAUAUUGCUGAGUGCAUUAAUGGGGUGCUUAAGAGAGCGCGAAUGUUACCUAUCACUGCACUUGUUCAAUUAACUUUUUAUCGAUGUGUGUCAUACUUUGAGACUCGUAGAGCAAAGAUACGUGCUAGAAUGGCAGUUGGAGAUGUCUACACUGCGUAUGCAAUUAAAAAAUUUAGAAGAGCCGAGGCCAAAGCUUGUGGACACACUGUCACCAUUUUCCAUCGAAUUCAUGAAACAUUUGAAGUAAUUACUGCUCUCCAUGGGUUUCAUAUGGAUAAAGGACGUAACAAAUAA
Messenger RNA from Vitis riparia (riverbank grape), 1770 nucleotides. RefSeq lists its product as uncharacterized. NCBI's taxonomy places the organism in Eukaryota, Viridiplantae, Streptophyta, Magnoliopsida, Vitales, Vitaceae. The record is from RefSeq and is a predicted model, not a curated record. The transcript has a single exon. Bases 1 to 1770 code for a protein of 589 amino acids.